AUGUCAUCAUUUGAAGCGUCUAUUAACUCCAACGUUGUGAAAAAACUUAAAGCACUUAUAGUAGAUGAUGACACUAUAACUCGAAUGAUCCUCAAAGCACUUCUAAUGAAAUUUGGUGUGGAAACUCAUGAGGCGAAAAAUGGCCAAGAAGCGAUUCUUGCUCAUCACUCCGGUGCAUGCUUUGAUUUGAUUUUGAUGGAUUUAUAUAUGCAAGUAAUGAAUGGUCGUCAAGCAAUUAAGGAACUUCGAGAUAUGCAUGUUUGUAGCUUGAUUGCAGGGAUGACUUCCCAAGAAAAAGAAGAAAGAGAAGAAAUCAUUCAUGGAUGCUAG
Molecule: messenger RNA, 330 nt
Organism: Solanum verrucosum
Lineage: Eukaryota; Viridiplantae; Streptophyta; Magnoliopsida; Solanales; Solanaceae
Product: two-component response regulator 24-like
Exons: 2
Coding region: 1-330 (109 amino acids)
Biological process (GO): phosphorelay signal transduction system
Source: RefSeq, a predicted model, not a curated record